GCCACACAAUGUGUGUCUAUGUGCACGUACAUAUAUACGCUUGCGUGCGUGCGUGUGUGCGCGUUUGUGUGUACACGUGCGUGCGUGUAGGUGCACACAUGCAUGCAUAGACAACUGCGCACACACAAAACAAAUACAUCUAUCUACAUCUAUGAUAUGUCAGUGUUUUAAGGCUCCUGCAAAGUUAUUAUCGAUUUGGGGGCCCAAUAUGUGCCGGAUGGAAAAUAUGAGUUCAAAAAAUUAAAACAGAAGAAAAUGUGAAAUCAAAGGGAGAGAAAUGCGAGCGAUUGCACGGAUAGCAAAGCUCUCGUUUCAUUUAUGUUUUCAUAACGGGCUUCCACACGAAGGAUGAUACGACUCUAAUUGUAAUCCCAGAUGUCACAUGUGCUGCUGCGUAAUCUGAAAAAUGCCGACAUCUACAUGCCGGACACGUCGAGGCAUGUCGCAGGCGCAGUCGCAGUCGCGAGCCUCUCCAGUCUGCGAAGGCGUGCGCAUAACAAGACUUCGGAAAAGGUCACGGGCCCGGUUCUCUUCAAAUUGGACGCGCACCCCUCCUCGAUCGUGUGGAUUACCAGAAAUGUCUCGGUAGACAUCUGAGUCGGACUUGUGUGAGUAACGUUUAUGAACGAGCAGUUUUUUUUUUUGUUUUUUUUUUUUUUUUGUCCCAAUCCACCAACGCUGUGAAAUAAUCCCCUUCUGGCAAUUUUUUUUUUUUGCCCCUGUUUCUGGACUGGAGCAGGAGAUAAUCUGGGAUUAGCGCGAUCUGUCGGUUUUGGUGUUCCGCUCAUUGAUUUUGGUGGGCCAGACGUGUUGAACAGAGCAAGUUCAGAAGUUGACCGCUCCGCCGCGCCGCGCUCAGCUCGUAAACCGUUCAUCGGAAAACAUCCGAGAAGAGUGCGGCAAAGUUUUGGGCUCCGAUUAGAUUUUGUUCGAGCGCUUCCGUAAUCAGCGCACGAGUGUAUUGAAUUUGUAGGCGCAAUCUUGGCUCAAUCCAGGACAUCCUGUGGCACUGUGCGCUCUCGGGGGCUCGACGGCACCCCGAACGUCGGUUCAAUCGCUGAUUGGCGAUGAUGAUGGUUUGACAUUGGUGCAAACGUUGAGCCGCCGCCGCCGCCGCACAAAAACCCUCGAAAAGCGAACACUUGUGUGGUCUCUUCCGACCGAAUGAUUGUCCAAAGCUAUGAAUGUACAUUCAAUCAAACACAAUAGAGCGAGCGAGAGAGAGAGAGAGAGAGAGAGAAACGGUCUGAUUGGCUCCCCCCCCCCAUCAUAUUGAUGAUGAGCAAUUGGAGCGUUGCCAUCUGCCCCAGCGCUCGAGCACUCGGGCAGGCGCGCGCACACGCUCCGCCGGUGGAGCGCUUCCCGGCGUCAGCAUGAGCGCGGUGUGCAGCGGCUACCUCGGCGCCGACGACGUGGCGGUGGACGCCUUCGCCUGCCCCAGGCCGGCCAACGCCGCCGCUCGCUUCUGCUGCGGCUUUAACGACUUGAAGUAUUGCUGCGACGACCCCGACAGCUUUUAUGCCUACGACUACGCUUACAUGUGGUGGCUCAGUAUUCUGGCCCUUGUAGGCUUGUCUUUCGCAGCGGUGAUCCUUCUGGCCUUCCUGGUUACAGUCUGCGUUCUGGGCUACCUCUUUAUCGCCACCAAACCCAGUCGCCGUGACAACAACGUAGCCUUACGAGCACCAGGGGAAGGAUCCGGCCCGGCGGGAGAGGAACGCGCCUCCGGUCCGCAGGGGUUCCGAAAGUACUUCACGAACAGGAAGUUGCAAUCUGACAAGCAGCCCGCGGACCCGGAGCGCCUUUUCCAGAGUGCCGGUCAAAAUGCAAGCAGUGUGCGUACGAGGCAAGCAAAAGAGUUUCCUCGUGCAGGCUCCGCACUGGCAUCGGUGGCAGUUUGAGGAAUCGCCCGCGUUCACGUUUCCAUUUCGCUUGUUCAGAAUCCUUCAGUUUGUCGGUUGUGUUUGUGCGACGUCGUGAUCGUUCCAAUGCCGCAUUUUGCCGCCGCGAUCCGCCUUUCAUCUAAUUUCUUUCUCUACGCUUAGCGCAGCGUUCACCUCUGUUUUUACACUCACCACGCCAUCUCCAGGUUGUAGCUUUUGACGAUCCAGCUCGAAUUCUUUCGUGUUUUGCGAGCGCCAAACAAGGCGAUUUCUUACGUCCACGUAGCCAUGAAUCGGGUGCCUUCGGCGCCGGGAUCCCGACCCGCUGCCGUCGCUCAAUGCCGCCUUUCCCGCCACACUCGUUGAAUUCAACCACGAGAAGGCAGAUGGCGCAUAAAGCCAAAUCAUCAAAGGCGCUCUCAUUGUCCAAAGAAAUCUGCUGCACGUCGUUGCGUAUUUAAAGGGCCACGGACAUACCGAGAAACAUUCCAAAGUAGCUAUUGUAAUGAAAAAGAGGUAUAACAUUAUUCACUUCAAUGUCUAUACGAAAAAAUAAAUAUGAGGGGAGAGCGCGUCAUCCAUACGCAAAGUUGCGGAAGUCUCACUGGACAUCCAAGUGGCGGCCGUAUUGCCUGCGACGUCAUCAGCAGACAUUCGUUAUUGAAAAAACGGAGUGCCACUUGCUACGGGACACGGAAGCUCUUUUCAAAGAAGGGAACAUCUCACAAUCGAGUGAAGUGGACGGGGGAAUUUUACCCCGUCGUUUCGAGCCAUAUUUA
Syngnathoides biaculeatus (alligator pipefish) is the source of this 2662-nucleotide messenger RNA. Its product is annotated as protein shisa-like-2A. The record is from RefSeq and is a predicted model, not a curated record. NCBI's taxonomy places the organism in Eukaryota, Metazoa, Chordata, Actinopteri, Syngnathiformes, Syngnathidae. The transcript is spliced from 4 exons. The coding region runs from base 1374 to 1901 and encodes 175 amino acids.